Molecule: messenger RNA, 2754 nt
Organism: Venustampulla echinocandica
Lineage: Eukaryota; Fungi; Ascomycota; Leotiomycetes; Helotiales; Pleuroascaceae
Exons: 2
Coding region: 1-2754 (917 amino acids)
Source: RefSeq, a predicted model, not a curated record
AUGCCCUUCGGAAUCCACAAGCACAAUAAUCGUUCAAAGCAGGCGUUGGGCGAUCCGACCGCCCAGGUCCAGGGACCAGCUCCUUCGAGCAGUGACAGUUCAGCCUCCCCAAGCUUCGCGUCCGCAGACGAGAAACCUCAAACAUCCGUACUGCAACAACCACACGCCGAGAGCCACCAGCAGCCCUACGCUCCGCCGAAUCCUGAUCCUGCGCACGCUGUCCCUACGGACCCGAGAGCUUUCCAGUAUCCCACAGAGACCGUGGGGCCUACUCGGUCGCAGUCGAUACGGUAUUCGGGUGCCUAUCAUCAACAACAACCACCCGUUCUGCAACACCAAUACAGCGGUUCUGCAGACGAUUUGGUCCUGGCAUCUCGAAAUAUCCAGCAGCAGCAGCAACAGCACCACCAGCAGCCUCAGCACCACCAGCAGCAACUCCAGUACCAGCAGCAGCAGCCUCAACAACAGCAGCAGUUCCACCCCCACCACGAACAAGUACUCCAACCCCAACAGCAGCAGCUCCAGUACCAGCCGCCGCCGCAGCCGCAGCAGAGUCCAGUAAUCCCGGCCCCUGCGCCUAUUGCAGAACAAAAGAAGAGUAGGAACAUAUUCGAUCGUAUGCGCGCAGGUCGAGAAAACCGUCUAUCAGCCGAAUACAAACAAGCCCCCGCACCUGGGCCGUACAGCAACGCAACCGGACUUGCUCGUAGACUUUCGAAACGUCACGAUAACCCUCCAGUAAUACGGACAGUGCAGCCUCAGAGUAGUCCUUUAGAUCAGCAGAGGGUUGAUUGGCAAGCGGCACAGGGCUCGAGAUCAAACCUGCCCUCACCGCAAGAGACCAACAAAGAAGAUAGCGACCUAGACCCGUACCUCAUUCAAGAGGCUAUUCAGGAAGACCCCCAUAGCGCCGCUCAAGGCCAAAGUCAACAGCAAACCAUUCGUGCUGUGCCAAACGAUCCUGAAUCGGUCGCUUUCCCCUCAUACGACGACGGCCGUCAGCAUCAGCAAUUCUAUGCUCAUCAACCACAACAUUCACCCAAUAUAGGUUAUCAUCAGCAAGCUGACUCCGGUGCCCCAGUCCACUACGAGAUACAAAACCAAGACCAUCUCCCUCAGCAGGUAAAUAUUCAGUCUGGCUCUAGCUUAGCUAUACAUGACCCAUAUAACCUGCCAAACCCCGAGACAGUUUCGCAGCUUUCGUACGAUUCCCCAAUUGACCCGAGAGAAGAUCAACGUCCAGUGUCCGGACACUCAAACGGCCCAUCUCCUACCGGUUUUGUACCAAGAGUACAGUAUCCCGAUCGCACAACAUCGAUUCAGGGCCCCCGCCCCCUCUCUCAAGCUGUGACUGCGAUGGCUCCACCACCCGGGGCAUCGCAGCAGAAUCGGAGAUCUGCAGACCCAAAGCAGAUGCAAGGUCCACUGCAGCCCGAGUCACGAGACGCACCGCCAAGCUACACCAGAGGACAAACGUUCCCUGGCCCUCAGCCCCCAACCCCAGGACUAAGCCCGCUGCCGCCGUCAGGCAAUGCUCAAGGCCCAAACUAUAGGGGAGGCCCUCCACAAAGAGAGCAGUAUGGAAAUUCGGGCGGUGGAGAGCAGGGCCGGAGUACACCUCCUCCACAACCUCCUGGCUCAGAAGUGGCCGAAGCGUAUAAGGAACUGCAAAUUAAAUACAAGAAAGUUAAAGGGCUUUAUUUCGAUAAGACAGCGCAGGUGGAACAAUUACAAAACACCUUGGCGAACCAACGGCUCUCACAAUCUCGUACCUCUCUCGAUGAUAGCGAGUACAUGACAAGGUUCCAACGGUUAGACGGGGCCACGACCAAUCUAGCAUUCAACAUCCGUAAGGAUUGGAGAAUGAUUCCUGCUUGGCUGGGACCAUAUGUCAACCAAGACGCGAUGAAAAUAGGGAAGCAAGAGAUGACCGCCGUAGGCAGGGCCUGCAUAACAAAAUUUCUCGUGGACGAAAUCUUCAACCGAAGUUUUCAUCCUGGGCUUGAGGUCGGGCUGAGUAAUAGCUUGAAAUUUAUCGAGCAAAACAUUCGCCGUUUCUCACCAGCGCUCAAUAACCAAGAAGAGUCAGAUGCUCUAACGGCAAAGGUUGUGCAAUGGAGGCUGGCAACUCUUGGCGGUCUGAAGGAUGUUUUGAAUUCGCCCGAGAGUGAAGAACACAAGCAGCAAUUUGCGCAAGUUGCUACGACGAACUUGACUGGAUGGUUGAUUAAUUUCUUGCAGGAGCCAGUCCCAGCUGGCAUUGAAGACAGUGCGCAUAUGAUAGUCGAACUGGCAGUGAGUAUCGCAUGUAAUCUGCCUUUAGAAAGUAGAGACAUCGCUCUUUCGUAUCCUAUGCCAGGAGAUAUGCUUCAGCCGUUCCUCAUGAAGGUUGAAGCCGGCAUACCACCAUUGGAUAAUCCCGGUGCGGAAUCUCCGAGCGAGGCGGAUGCUUCUAACGCCGGUAGUGGGGACAAAGAAGAUGCAGCUAAGGAUGGUGACAAGCUAGAAGGGAAGCUUCGGAAGGACAAGCCUAAGGCUGGCGGGUCGUCGAUGCUCCAAACCAUGAUGGGCGGAGGCUCGAGUGGCGCUGGAAGCAAGAAACCCAGCGGAAGCUCGAGCGAUGCCAAUAAUGAAGGCAAGAGUAAGGUGGCAAGCGAAGACGGGCCCCAAAAAGUCCGAUUCUCUGGGUUUGUCAGUGUUGAGGUUAGAGGGAGACAGGUACUAGUUAAAGCACCUGUUUGGACGGUUAGUUAA